CCCCUCCCCCAAAUGCACACUGCCCAAACACAUGCAGACAAGAAAUAUCAAAUAUAUAUAAGUUGGGGAGACCUCGAGACAUUAAUUUUUCUUCUCCCCCUUUUGAACCCACACUCAAAUCAUCCACCAAAAAGUUGAGCGGAAAACUUUAGAAAGAUCUGUUUGGCUUUGGCCCAUAAUUUGAUUUAUUUCAAAUUUAGUAAUGGAGAGCGCAUCCAGGGGAAUAGUUCAAGAAGUACUCACAAAAGACAACUACGAAAGAUGGAAAAUCUUAAUGAGAAACUAUCUGCGGGGUAAAGAUCUGUGGGCAGUUGUGGAGAGGGGUUUUAAUUCAACAAAUGCUAAUGAUAGUAUGAAGGAUGCAGAAGCUUUGCAUAUCAUUCAACUCUCAUGUGGAUCAAAGAUUUUCGACGAGAUUAAGCAUUUUGAGACGGCAAAAGACACUUGGAAUUCCUUGGCCUCGCUUUACGGUUCUGAGUUAAAAGCCGAACCAGAUAUAGAGCAAGGUGUAGUAGACGAUAAUGUUCGUUGCUAUAGAAAACUGUACAGGUACGUGGAGAAAGGAAAUUGGAAAGGUGCAGAUUUAUUCAUCAGAGGGGAAAAGGGGGCGUUACUUUCGGCGUCGGAUUCAGAUAAGAGAACGGUUCUUCACGUAGCAGCAAUCGCAGGUCACGUGAACGUUGUUGAGGGGUUAGUGAAAGAAGGGGGAGAGAGAUUAUUAAAAAUGCAAGACAGCAUGGGUAAUACUGCUCUUGCUCUUGCUGCUCAUCUCACUGGGAACACCAAUGUAGCAAAGUGCAUGGUAGAGGAUAAUGGCGGCCGGAUCCGCCACAAUCUGCUUAGUAUAACGAAUAAAGAUGGUGAAAUCCCUCUUCUCCUCGCUGCUCAUAGGGGACACAAACUAAUGACUCGUUACCUUUUCUUGAAAACUCCCAAGAAAGUGCUCAACGAACAAGAUUACCACAAUCGAGUACUACUGCUUGAACGAUGUAUCAAAGGGGAAAUAUUUGAUGUGGCUUUGAGAUUACUGGAAUCAUACCUGGAUCUGGAUCAACUGCCCCCUGAAUCCUUAACUGACUGCUUUCGCGCCUUGCAUACAUUGACUAAAAUGCCUUCUGCAUUCUUAAGUGGCUGCCAAUUUGGACUUCGACAGAAAUUCAUUUACUAUAUUUUAAGAGUAGGAAAGAAAUUUCAACACAAUGAGGGACGACGACAUAAGACAAAUUUCCCAGAUAUUUUUCUUUGGAGACAAUUUUAUUUCAGCUACGAUUGGACAUUAAGUAUGGACAUCUCUUUCAAUAAAGAUAUGAACAUUGAUUCUCUUAGCUGUGGAGGACUAACUCAUUCCGGCGAACCCAAAUCCUAUUGGUGUAGGUUCUGCAGACCGGUUUUGAAUGUUUUGCUUCUUCCCGUAAAGCUUUUGAGUGGACUAGUUCUUGAAAUUGUUUAUGUGUUCAUUCAAAUUUUCAAAUUUCUUCACAUGUUCGGAAUUAGGGAAAUAUAUGAACAAAAAUGUACUCAUAUUGUAGUUCGACAAAUAUUGUGGUACAUGAAACGUAGUGUUGAGAAGUUGAAUAAUUCACAGCUCGAAAAAGCUUUAGUGUACGAUGCAAUGUUGCAUGCAGCCAAGCAUGGAAUUGUUGAGUUCAUAGAUGCUAUGACUGAGGCUAACCAUGAUCUCUUAUGGGCCAAGGACAGCCACGAUAGAGGCAUAUUUUCUUAUGCAAUUCUUCAUCGUAAACAAAAGGUGUUCCAGCUGAUAUAUUCUCUCAAUGGAAGAAAGGAUAUAAUUAAAUAUCGCACAGAUGUGUUUGGUAAUAAUUUGUUGCACUUCGCUGGACAUUUAGGACCUUCCUCUGAUCUUAAUCGCAGACCUGGUGCUGCUCUGCAAAUGCAAAGAGAAAUUCAAUGGUUCAAGGCAGUAGAGGAAGUUGUGCAUCCCAAGUGUAAGGAAGCUCGAAAUGAUGACGAUAAGAAGCCUCAUGAGCUAUUUACUGAAAUGCAUGAUGAACUGGUGAAAGAAGGAGAGAAAUGGGCAAAACAAGCAGCUAAGUCUUUUGCACUUGUGGGUAUUCUCAUCACCACUGUCAUGUUUGCUGCGGCCUUCACUGUCCCAGGUGGGAACAAUCAAAAUACAGGAGUGCCUAUUUUCUUAGACAACGAAAUAUUUACCACGUUUCUCGUGGCAGAUGCAAUAUCUCUCUUCACUUCUGCCACUUCAGUCUUGAUAUUCAUUUGGAUCCUCACUUCACGUUUCGCGGAAAAAGACUUCCUAAAAAGGAUACCCUUCAAGUUAUUGGCUGGCCUUGGCUUUCUUUUCCUGUCUGUGGCCUCCAUGAUGGUUGCAUUUUGUGCUGCACUUGGUGUAGUACUUAAUCAUUAUUGGGCUUAUAAGCGUCUCUUUAUAGGAGGUGCCAUAUUGGGGAGCAUUCCAGUUUUUGUUCUUGUACCAUCGCAGCUGAGACUCAUAUAUGAGAUUUUUCGAUCUACACUAUGGAAUCCCAUCCGUCGCAUCAAAUAGGAACAUUAGAUAUGAAAGGAAGAAUGAUGUUUCUAUCAAAGUUUCACAUGCAUGUGAGUUAUUUCUUUGAGAAUUUUAAAUGUAAGUUUAUAACUUCUCAAAAAUGAAUAACAAUAAAGUUGUUUACUGUCACUGUAGGCGUUAAACUCUGAAUAAUGGCAUUGGUUAAUGUUCCAAU
Cajanus cajan (pigeon pea) is the source of this 2699-nucleotide messenger RNA. RefSeq lists its product as uncharacterized. The record is from RefSeq and is a predicted model, not a curated record. Gene Ontology annotation, cellular component: membrane. Gene Ontology annotation, molecular function: protein binding. Lineage: Eukaryota; Viridiplantae; Streptophyta; Magnoliopsida; Fabales; Fabaceae.